AUGGGGACGGGGACAGGUCUGAGCGACAUCACGGCUACUCUUCGCCCUGUCCCUCUUUCCACCCCUGAGUCAGUGAUGAGCCACAGCCUGUGUGUGGCUGCCUCUCCCCUUGUUCCCAGGAGGCCCCACCUGUCUUCUCGCCAGCCACCUCUCUCUUCCCGGCAGGACAAGCCCAGACCUGACCAUAUCCUCACGGGAGGACAGUUCUGCUCCGGCUGGGACCCCAUGCAGCAUGAAACCGGACUGGCAUCCAACCUGGAGAAAACAUCUGGAUGCGGGAAUGAGAAACAGAUGCCCAGACAGACCAAGGGCAGGGAUGCUCAGUGUGGGAGGCGAGUGACUGAGCCUGCUGCUGACUGGACACGAAGGGUGAGGAGAGGAGGAAGAACGAGAGGCAGCUGCUGA
Rangifer tarandus platyrhynchus (Svalbard reindeer) is the source of this 405-nucleotide messenger RNA. The record is from the annotation of a GenBank genome assembly. NCBI's taxonomy places the organism in Eukaryota, Metazoa, Chordata, Mammalia, Artiodactyla, Cervidae.